Molecule: messenger RNA, 3675 nt
Organism: Xenia sp. Carnegie-2017
Lineage: Eukaryota; Metazoa; Cnidaria; Anthozoa; Malacalcyonacea; Xeniidae
Product: intracellular protein transport protein USO1-like
Exons: 4
Coding region: 537-3086 (849 amino acids)
Source: RefSeq, a predicted model, not a curated record
AUAUACUUUUUGCAAAUGUAAAUUGUUGAAAACAACGCCAUUUUUGCCACAUUUAACUGGUAUUUGCGUGUAAUUUGCAUGAUGCAGGUAGACUUAACAGACGCAGUUGUAUUUUCAAAAUUGAUGUUUCUCUUUAAAAGGAAAGAAUUUUUGUUUUUAUGAUAUGAACGUCAAAGCUUCAUUUCAUCAUAUGUAAAGACAUGCGUGUAGAGUGUUGCUUGUAAGAAAAAGGAGGAAAUCAGUUGAAGAUUUUUCCUUACAUACAGUGGUUUAUGCAUCAAUGUUGAAAAUAAAAUGUCUGGGAUUUCAUCAUCCGAUAUUCAAUUAUUCCAUCACGAAUUGGAAAGAGUGAAGAAGGAAGUUUGUCGUUUGCGUUCUAUUUAUGGUUUCACUUCAGGUUUACUACGUCCAAAAGGCGCUUUUACAGGAUAUUCGUCGGAUCACAAGCCCAACAUGAAAGUUGGAAAAUUAUCAUCUGAUGUUGAUGCGUUUCUUUUGGGUCACAAUAAUGAUUACUGGGAAUCCAGCCAUAUAUUAUGUCCAGAAUUACUUGUGGUGCCGUUCUUUGCCGUAUUAAAAACAUUGAAAAACAGAACAGAGAAUUGAUUGAAGCUGUUAAAACCAUUAAAGAAGAAUUAUUGAAAUAUGAGCGUGAUUACCCGGAUGGUAAUCGGAAGUUAUUGGACUUAAUAGGUUCGCCUUGUGCGACCAAGGGAAAUACCUCGAAACACUUAUAUGAUAGCGGAAAACCUCCUGUAGGUAGUCUGAAAAAGUUGGAAACUGCUCAAAACCAAUUGUGGCUGUGUGGAUUGGAAAAAAAUGAAUUGAUAUCGAUGUUGAACACUAGCUACAAGAGAGAGCAAGAAAGUCGGCUGCGUUUGGAAACCCUUCGGAAUGAGUUCGCCGUUAGCGAAAGAAAAUUAGAAAAGAAUGAUAUAGGAGAGGGGCUUUUUCAACAUAUUCCUUCUGAACGAGUUGCUCAUACCUAUUCCAGUCGCGAAAUGUUUCUUGAAAAUCAAUUGCAACAACAACAACAACUUGCAGAAAACUAUGCUAAGGAUUUGACGUUGAAAAGCAGACAACUGAGCAAUCUUACAGCUGAGAAACACAGCUUACAAUGUGAAGUGACUUCAUUGCUCUCCGACAUCGAAUCGUGUAGUCUAAAACGUAAGGAAAUGGCAAAUGAAAAAGUAAAACUUCAGGAAGUUGUAGAAGUUUGUAGACAGAAGAUGAGCAAUCUGGAGAACGAGCUUACCUUGUUGAAAUCUGGGAAUCGACAACUUAAGUCAAAAUGUAAGGAAGAUAAGUUUGAAUGUGCUUCUCAUAAAGGCAAAAAGUUGGAAAAUGAAAAGUUGCAGUUAUUAUUCGAAAAUAAACAACUGAAUUACGACUUAAAAAUAAAAGAUAUGGAGUGUAGAAGACUUGUGAAAGAGAAUGGAAAGUUGGCUGAAGACAUUACUUUCAUUCAACAGCCUUCUUUUUUUACUAAACGGCAACUAGACAAAUCCCACGAUCGUCUUCAAAAUUUUGACUAUGAACUUGAAAAAACACCAUGUUCUUCGUUAGAGUUUGACAUUAAUAAUUUCAACUCAGUGCAGCAAAUCCCUAAUUCUUGUACAACGAAUUCUCUUUCUGAAAAUAAAGAAGCGUGUAAAGAACCAGUUGAGUUCUCUGCCCUUUCUGAUGAUAGACAGUCGGCAGAAAUGAAGACAAUAAAAAGAAUUGUGAACGAGCGAGACGAACAACUGAAGAAGUUUGAACUGGAGUUAAACGAGCUUUACAAAAAGCAAAACAUUUACCUUACACAUUUUCUUCAAAAAGAUAAAGAGAUUGCAUUUCUAAAAGCUAGGGUUUUAUCAUCUGAGAAAAACACACAAGAAGGUCUUGCAUACGAGCGCUCUCUCGGCCAAUCGAAUUUUAGCGCUCUGCAACAUGAUUUUGGGCAACCAAGCAAAGAGACUGAACAAGGUGCAUACCUUGAGUGCAAUGUGAAGUUUAAAAAUGAAUGUGAAGGGCAACAUAUUGAGCAGCAGACAGUAGAAGAGUUCAACUCGAUCAACGAAACUCAAUGCUGUGACUUGAUCACAGUUGAUCAACAAGAAAAUAAACUGCAAGAAUUUUCUCAUUCAAAACAGACAAUAGACGAUUCACGUGUCAAAGAAAAGGAGUUGAAAACAAAUGAGAUAUUGUGGAUAAACAAGACUAAUGAUAAUACACAGCUAAAUAAAGACUGGGAACAAAAAGAUGAAGAGAUGAAAAUUUUGAAACGAGCGUCUUUAGACGAACACGAAUUGAAAGUUCUCGAGCUUAAAGAUAGUUGUCGAAAGAAAGAUAUAGAGAUAGAAGAGCUUAGCAAGAAAAUAAUCGCACUUCAGGUGAAGACAAAAAAGUUCUUUUGGCAGGAUUCACAUGUUGAAGAUAAAAUGGGGAAUCUCAAUGAAGAAUAUUACACAGAUUUAUACGAGAAAGAGAAACUAAGUAGCACUUUGUCAUCUUCAGAACUGAAAUGUUUUAGAACUAAAGAAGAAGUCGCGCAACUUAGGAAAACAUCUAGGGAUUGGGAACAAACAUUGGAGGAGAUGAAAGACAACCAUUUUGAGAGGGACGAGGAAGUGAAUAAAGUUUCAGAUGUGGGUGAAUUAAUGAAGAAAAACAAGCCGAAAAAUCAGGAACUUCAGCAAAAGGUGCAAAAACUAAAGGAAGAAAAUGAGAUCGCUUCAUCAGAAAACAGAGAACAAAAGGUCUCACAGGAUACCGUGAAUAAAACUACACUGGAGGAGUCUUUGAAGAGAAGUAUAUUUAAUGUCCGUUGUGGUGAAGAGAGUGUCCUUGAAAGAUUAGUUGAAAGACUAAACACUUUAGAAGAUGAAAACAACCAAUUGUUAAAUAGACUGGCAGAACUCGAAGACGAGCUAAAGGUCACAGAAGAUAACGCAACAGACUUGAGAAACGUGUUGAAAGGAAAUUACGAUAAUAUGAACGAGCUGCACGCGGAAAUAGACGUGCUCAAAGAACGUGUCGAUGAUUUUGGCGAAAGUGCAGUUGAGUUAGUUUAUGAAAAGGAUUUGCUACAACAAAUCAACUAAUAAUGCUGAAAUUAACAGAAAAAUUAGGCAAAACGAUUUGAAGAUGUCAGAUUAUGUUUAUGUGGCUUUUUUCAUGUAUCUUUAGAUUUGAGUAAUACCAGCCCAGUGGCUCUUUUAUUGAAUUAUUCAUUUCAUAUAGAAAAGGGAAUGUCGUCUUUGUAAAGGAAUUCACAGAACAUGGAAGUUCUUGAAUAAACGAAAGGAAAGUGCGCACCAAAUUAGUAGCAAAUAUGAAAAAUAUUCGAGGAUCUUGCCUGAAGUCCGUAAAAAAUAGAUGAAAUUUGCAUGAAAUAGAUUUGAAGAUAGAAAAUAUUAUAUAGAUGAAAUAAAUGACAAAGCAAAAAUCAAAAUUCUUAGAAGUUUUUCUGGCGUAUUGAGAAAGAUCUUACUGACGUCAGGAAUUUAUGUAAGAAUGACGUACACGUGGGUGGGAACAAUUGUAUCUCUUAUGUUAUAUGUAGCUACUGACACAAACGGUGUUAGUGCGAAGCUAAUUCCGAUAAAAAUAAUGUAAUUAGGAAGUACUGAAUCAUCCGUUUAUGUAAAAUAUCUUAUUGUAUUAUUUUGAUUCAUUUUCAAUGAUGGCUAA